AUGCGUCUCCUCAAUGUCAACACUCUUCAGCUGAAAGAGUUCGCAGAGCGUGAGCAGCCACCGUAUGUAAUCACCUCGCACCGCUGGGGCAACGACGAAGCGACGUACAAAGAUGUACGCAAAGGCCACAGUCAGGAUACGGCUGGCUUCAAGAAGAUUCAGGCUUUUUGUGCAUAUACGAAGAAAUUUCUCAUCAAGGCUGAUGAACCAUCGAUAGAAUGGAUUUGGAUUGACACAUGCUGUAUCGACAAGAGCAGCUCUGCAGAAUUGGCUGAGGCUAUCAAUUCCAUGUUCCAAUGGUACGCUGAGGCGGAGUUGUGUCUUGCUUUCCUGCACGACGUAAAGCACGAGAACCCGAGGCCAGGGUAUCACCAUGAACAGGCUCCCUUUACUGGCAUGUCAGCAGCACAGCGACGGUCUGUGGAGCACAGCGUUUGGUUCACACGUGGCUGGACUUUGCAAGAGCUCUUGGCGCCGACGGUAGUGUUCUUCGUGGAUGAGACGUGGAGGUUUCUGGGCUACAAAGGUAGCAAGACGGAACCGAUACUAUUGGCAUCAGGUGGCUCGAACAUCAAUGAUCUGAUUUCGGACAUUACCGGCGUUCCAUGUGAUAUUCUGGAAGAUUUCGUGAGGGCUAGAGAUGUGAGUUUGGAGGCUAAGCAGCGGUGGAUGCUGAAUCGAACCACGGCUAGAGUGGAAGAUAUGGCGUAUUGUCAAUUGGGUAUAUUCAAUAUCUUCAUGCCGUUGAUCCACGGUGAGAGAGAUCAGGCCAUGGAACGACUCCGAGAAGAAGUCAAGCGGAAGUAUGGAGAGGAUCUACGAGAUACCGCUAGCUUGAAGGCAAAGACCAAGCAGUUGGGAGAGGAUCCCCCUGCACACGCGCUGGUAACAGCUUCACAUCACGAUGCCUCGGGACUGGAAGCCAUCGCGCAAUGGGACUACGAAGCCCGAGAAGAAAAUGAAAUCUCCUUCCAUGAAGACGAACGUAUCACGCACAUCGAGAAGGUACACGAAGAUUGGUGGAUGGGUCGCAAUGCAAAAGGAGAAGAAGGACUAUUCCCAGAGAACUUUGUCAAAGUUGUCGAAGAGAGAUCCCCAGAUCCUGCAGCACUCCAAACCCCUACAGUCGAAGACGAAAACCUUUCCCGCGAUAUUGAUGCGAAGGAGAUAGACGCAUCCAUCUCUAAAGAGCAGACGCCGAGUUCUGCGGGUACUGCCCACGCCACCGACGCCCCCUCACAACCGACUCCAGCGGCGCUACACACUUCAGAAUGGAACCAAUCUGAGGCAUACAAAAAGUCCAACGACCCGAAACCCGACACCCUGAAAGGUUUCCGAUGGCUAAGCGGUCUCUUCUCCACCAAGGACGAGCCGAAAGAUGGCGAUGGUGACGGCGGCAAAGUCUGGGUAUCGACAUUACCGCCCUCAGACCAAGUCGAGCGACAGCGGGCAUCGCAGCGACGGAGAGCCAACUUAAAGGGCGCACUGGUCGAAACCACCACCCAGCCGAGCCAUGCUCCCUCAUCAAUGACACGCCGCUCCACCGCUAGUUCCACAGCAUCAGGCGUGAAAGCCCGCGACAAGGCGCGCCAGCAUAAACGUGCCGGCCGCGGGUUGAAGAGGGUCAAGGAUGCUGCGGCGUCGACCUCUACACCGGAAAGGUCCGAACGAGGAGACGGAAAUAUCGCAGCGUUAGUCCGGCAUAGCUACGAAGCAGUCGAAGAGAACGAGAUCUGCCUCGUUGCUGGGGAAGUCGUCUGCGGGAUUGAAAAGGUAGAUGAGGGAUGGUGGACUGGGAACGAUCACCUGGGGAACCGGGGCGUGUUUGCUGCUAAUUUCGUUGAGGAGAUUGAGGGUGAUGCUACCUCCUAUGCUGGCGGAGGAGAUGGAGCGUAUGAGUCUUGCCGAGGGCGCGGGGGAGUGGGCUAG
Molecule: messenger RNA, 1929 nt
Organism: Fulvia fulva
Lineage: Eukaryota; Fungi; Ascomycota; Dothideomycetes; Mycosphaerellales; Mycosphaerellaceae
Product: Vegetative incompatibility protein HET-E-1
Exons: 1
Coding region: 1-1929 (642 amino acids)
Molecular function (GO): protein binding
Source: RefSeq, a predicted model, not a curated record